AUGAAGAGAACAGGGGUGAUUCAUGCUCUUGUGUGUGUGUGGUACAUAAUUUGUCGUCAUAAACUUGAACUUCUAAAAGUAGCUGAGGACGUUCUCAUUAACAAAGAACGGGAUGUUGCAGUUCCCAAUCGUUUCUUCUCUUUUUCAACGGAACAGAACACGCGGAUCAUUUUUGUGUGUGGUUUCAUCCUGGCAACACUCGUGGAGCCUUCGUCGUCGGACAUGUACCUGCAUUUUCCACACGGAUCGAACAAUCGCUUGAACGGAAAUCAAGACAAUGUAAGGAACGCAAACCGAUUGUUUGACUCACAGAAUAACGGUAAGGCUGGUUACAAUGUUGGGGACAAACUUGCUAGUAACCCUGGAGACAACAUUCAAGAGUUUAGACAGCUGCCACAGGAGUUUUACAUGAGCGGAUGUGACGCCAAGGCCAAAACUGAAGUAGAAAUCAUGUGGACAAAUCAGCAUGGGACUGGGCCCAAGACUGGCGACAUAGUGGAAUCACAAGCUAUUUUACAGUACAUGUGUCAGCCUUAUCCCGAGGGAAAGAUGGCAACCAACGAUGUGAACAGAGAGUUUAAAUACCAUACGAUUCGUAACGGCCAAAACCUGGCUACUCAGUCAUUUUCAAAUAAUAAUAGAGAGAACGCUUACAUAAGAAAAGACCGCGGCUUGCACGAACCAGCCAAUUACUACCAGGCUUACUUCCGCCGAGAGAGAAACAAAGGUUUGUUCACUGCUGACCAACAACUUAAGGGCGUUCUGCCGAUUUACACGAGACAAAACCCUCAAGGAACAAGAAGGGGCUUGGAGGUCCCCGAGGAACGCGAUUAUUUUCCCUACUGGGGUCCCAGCCCUUGGAAGGACAUUGCUAUCAUGGUCAGCGAUAAAAAGACCGAGGAGCUCAUGAAAAAAUACGUGAACAGUCCUGAAUAUGGACAAAAAUAUAUGUGUAUUAUGCCAACAACACUGAAAGAUAACCCUAACUGUCCACGAGACAACUCUAACAACCUCGCCAAGCAAUGUGUUGCCAAGUACAUCACUGAGGAUGCUUGCGAAAAAGCUGGAGGGAAGUGGACCAAAUUUAUCACAAACUACAUCGAGAAAACCUCUGGCGUGUUGAGCACUUGUCAUAACAUAGGAGACAUGAAACUGAGCAGAGGGUUACCGUAUGAACCACACAAGCUUUCACAAGGAGCGGAUGGAAAGGAACAAUUUGUUCUCCUUCACAAGACUCCUGAUGUGAUCUACGCCCCAUCCACCGUCGUUAAUCACAACGGGUUGAACAUGGAAGGAAAGUUUUCGUCUUAUAAGUGGAAAGUACCUUGUUUCGCAACAAAUACCACUCAACGUUGUGUGCUGCGCAUAAGGUACAACAUCACCACCGCUGACGCACCAAGGGAGUUCGAUGCUAGCAAUAACAAGAACGUUACAAAUAACCCAAAGACAAAAGCCGUUGAUGGAAAAACUCUUUUACAACUCGCCUUGAACACCGCGCAGCUUUCGCGAACUUUCCAGGAUAGAAGUCACGUGAUCCUCCUGAAGCCUCGAAGUUCUCUUCCAAAGGAACAUCAGCAUCGCCAAAUUUACUACAUCGGAGGAAUGGGAAAGAGAGGGAACAUCGUGCAGGCUUACCCUGCCAUGGAAUAUCGCUUUACUCCUGAACGUAUUACGGUAACAACAGAGGACAUUGUGUGUUUCGUUUGGUCAGGUUCAAACAACAACCAAAACAAUGAAGGACAAGGAACAGCGCGUACUGAUCGCACCAACGUGUGCUGGAUGAAAGAAGGAUGCCAAUCCCUCAAACCAGAAGCGUGUUCCAGUCUGCCUCUUGAAGUAGUUGACCAUAUUGACAAGUUUGACGCCGAUAAGUUAAAUCUUCACCUGAACAAGGGCUGUUACGAACAGGCCAACUUGCAAGCUCAGCUAAACAACGCCCCAGCCUCCUGCAACCCUCCGUGCUUCCGCAUUACGAAGCCUGGGAACUACUGUUACAUGGGCACGCGUAAUAACAACUUCUCCAACCGACGUCACAUGGGACAGAUCACUGUCACCGAGUCUGUGAAAAGUUGA
Messenger RNA from Pocillopora damicornis (cauliflower coral), 2073 nucleotides. RefSeq names its product protein DD3-3. Lineage: Eukaryota; Metazoa; Cnidaria; Anthozoa; Scleractinia; Pocilloporidae. The record is from RefSeq and is a predicted model, not a curated record.